This is a messenger RNA of Salvia hispanica, 1144 nucleotides long. RefSeq names its product protein trichome birefringence-like 42. Gene Ontology annotation, molecular function: O-acetyltransferase activity. Gene Ontology annotation, cellular component: Golgi apparatus. The record is from RefSeq and is a predicted model, not a curated record. Lineage: Eukaryota; Viridiplantae; Streptophyta; Magnoliopsida; Lamiales; Lamiaceae.
AGCAAUAUAUGGGUUUAAGUUUGAGGCUGCUGCUUCUUCUUCUACUUCUGCUUGUGUGUCUGUCUCAACAGCAGCAGCAGGAGGAAGGGUGCAAUAUAUUUGAAGGGAGUUGGGUUUUCGACGCGUCGUAUCCUCUGUACGAUGCGUCGCAGUGCCCUUUCAUCGCCACCGGCCUCAACUGCCAGAAGCAAGGCAGGCCAGAUUCAAUCUACCUUCAAUACAGAUGGAACCCAAACCACUGUCUUCUUCCCAGGUUUGAGGGGAAGGAAUUAAUGGAAAGGUACAGGAGCAAAAAGGUAAUGUUUGUGGGAGACUCACUGAGUGCAAACCAGUGGGAAUCUAUGGCGUGCAUGCUUCACGCCUCUGUCCCCAACGCCACUUACACACUCACUUCACCAACCACACUUUUCUUCCCGGAAUACGAUUUCACGCUUAAGUUGUUGAAAAACGGAUUCUUGGUGAGGAUGGUUAACCACACCAUGAUACUCGACACCCUCACCGGCACGUCCCUCUGGCUAGGCUACGACGUCUUGAUCUUCAACACCUACCACUGGUGGCUCCACUCCGGCCGCCUUAAAACAUGGGACCGUUACCAGAUCGGGAACAACACAUUCGCAGACAUGGAUCUCAUGCAAGCAUACACCACUGCUCUAACCACCUGGGUCACCUGGGUCGACUCCAACAUCGACCCAGCCAGCACCCGUGUUUUCUUCCAAGGGAUUUCUACAGUUCAUUACCAUGGUGCAGACUGGAACGAACCUAGUGUGCAGGACUGCAGGGGACAGACCAAGCCCGUAGAAGGGUCCACUUACCCAGGAAGCCAACCUCAGGGGGACGCGGUGAUCAGGACUGUACUGAGCAACAUGCACAAACCUGCAACUCUGCUCGACAUACUUUUACUGACUCAGCUGAGGAAGGAUGGCCAUCCAUCCACGUAUGCUGGGGGCGGGAUCGACUGCAGCCAUUGGUGCCUUGCUGGCGUUCCUGAUACCUGGAAUCAACUCUUAUACACUAUUCUUUUACAGAGUUAAAUCACUUCUUUUCCUUCCUGGGAAUUUGAGAUUCCUCAGUUUGUUUAGUAAAGCAACAGUUCAUGUGUACUAAAGAGAUUAUCAAAAUAAAAGAGAUACAACUACAAAAAUUA